Molecule: messenger RNA, 1455 nt
Organism: Echinops telfairi (small Madagascar hedgehog)
Lineage: Eukaryota; Metazoa; Chordata; Mammalia; Afrosoricida; Tenrecidae
Product: butyrophilin subfamily 1 member A1-like
Biological process (GO): regulation of cytokine production; T cell receptor signaling pathway
Cellular component (GO): external side of plasma membrane
Molecular function (GO): signaling receptor binding
Source: RefSeq, a predicted model, not a curated record
AUGGAGGGUGCCCCUGGCUGCUCUGGGCUCUGCAGCUUCGCUUCCCUGCUGCUCCUCUUCCAGCUGCCCACGUGGGGGGCCACAGAGACGUUCCGGGUGUCUGGCCCCACGGAGCCCAUUGUGGCAGCGGUGGGCGGGGACACCACGCUGCCCUGCGUCUUGUCCCCAGCCCUGAAUGCGGAGAACAUGGAGCUGCGGUGGUUUCGGUCCGCCUUCUCGGAAGCAGUGCUCGUCUAUCGGAACCAGCGGACGGAGCAGGAAGAGCUGAUGCCGCCUUACAGAGGACGGACCUCGCUGGUGACGGACUUCCUCACUCAGGGGGUGGCUGUGGUGCGCCUCCACAAGGUGCGGGUUUCUGAUGACGGCCUGUACUGCUUCUUCAAGAAGGGAGACUUCCAUGAGGCGGCCACUCUGGCAGUGAAGGUGACAGGUGUGGGCUCCGCCCCUCAGGUGCGCAUCCACGGGCCGGAGGAAGGUGGGGUCCGCGUGGUGUGCACGGCCUCCGGGUGGUUUCCAAAGCCCCAGGUGCAGUGGAGAGACCCCAGUGAAGGGAAGCGUUUGGCUUUCUCUGAGACCCACGUGCAAGAUGCUGACGGGCUGUUCAGCGUGGAGGCCUCGCUGGUGCUGAGAGACAGCUCUGUGCAGAACGUGACCUGCUCCCUCCGCAACCCCGUCUUAGACCAGGAGAAGGUGAAGGCCAUUUUCAUCCCAGAAAGGAGGAAGACGGUUUACCAGGCUGCCUGGAGUAAGGCCCAGCUGUAUGCAGAUUGGCGGAAGGAGCAGUUCCCGGCCUGCUCUGUCACGUUGGAUCUGCGUUCUGCUCAUCCCAACCUUGUGUUCUCUCAGGAAAACACAAGCAUCACUCUGAAGGCCCUCGGUGAUGAAGUCAGCAAUGAGAGAUGCAGUGUGUUAGGCCUUCAGGGCAUCACAUCAGGGCGCUGUCACUGGGAGGUGGAGGUCAGGGACGGAGACAGAAGUGAUUGGGCCAUGGGGGUCUGCAGGGAACAUGCAGACAGGGAAGGCUGGUUCAGAGAGUGCCCAGAAAGGGGGUUCUGGGCUGUGGGACAUUUUUCAGAAGAAUUUUGUGUCUGUACCAUCCCUCUGACACUGCUAACUCUUAGAGAGGUUCCCCGCAGGCUGGGGGUUUUCUUGGACUACGAUGGUGGGGAUGUCUCCUUCUACAACAUGACUGAUGGCUCCCACGUUUUCUCCUUCUCCCAGGCUCCCUUCUCUGGGACCCUCUUCCCAUAUUUCAUUAUUAAUUCAGGACCCGUGUCCCUCACCGUCUGCUCCACGGGACGUGGGCCCCAGGGUCUUUCUAACAAAUCUCCCCCCUUGGGUGGGCAGCUGAGUCCUCCGGGGGAGGGGCUGGGCUGUGGCUCUGAGGGUGAUGGCGUUCUCCCAGGCCCGGAGUCUCCAUUACUCUCCCGGGCCCCCCAGGCUGUCUCCUCGUAG